GUGAUAACUGGUAGGGCGGGGCUGGCCGGGGAAGGUGGUUGCACUUACCGACAAUGUCUGCGGAAAGCCGGCAGGCAUAAUUCAAAUCAAACUAUUUUAUAUUUCUGAAUCCCCCUAAAUUAUUUUCCAAAUGAACAUUUUGGGCCUUUGGAGCCGCCCAUUAAGUACUGGUGCUAUUUGCACGCUUCCAUAUCCGCUAUCGCCGAGAAAGAUUGAGCGUGUUCUAGCGGGGUUGCUAGGUGGCUAGCGGACGCAGUUGAAGGAAAAUCAUCAGCCAUUCAGAGCAGAGGCAGCGCAGACCCGUUUUCCCAGGGUCACUGGACCUUCCUUGUCGGGAGAGUAAAUAUAGAAAAAAAAUCUACACAUGGAGCAACGACGGGGUUAUUACUGAAAAACGACAACCGUGUUCUGGACAGACUGUUACAACAUGUCUUGUUGGCGACUGGCUUGGAGGCUUGACGGUGCUUGAUCAGAAGGCCUGGUUUUCAAUCUGGAAAUUUCUUGCCUGGGAUAGCAAUACCGUUUUUCUGACUACAUAGCAUUUUUUACUGCACCCACCCGCCGCCCCCCUCUCCCCAGCAUACACGAUGCGGACUGUAUCGACAAUUUGAUUUUUAGAUUAUCAUUUUAACUCGGAUACACAAGCUAUCGAUUAAAAGAUUGUUUCCAACGCAGUCUUUUAUGGGAUCACUAUUUCGUUUCGGUCCGCAGGUCUAAGCAAAAAUGUUGAAUUGGAGGCGGCUGCUGCGGGUAUCAAACCGCUCAUUUUUGGCCUUCAUUUUUUUCUUUUCUCUAUCUACGUCUUGUCUCUACUUCAUUUACGUAUCUCCUGGAAUAGCGAACACCUACUACUUCAUGGUCCAAGCCCAAGGCAUCAUGCUGAGAGACAACGUGCGGACGUUUGGUCACAUGAUCAGGCAGUACACCAACAAGAACAGCACGCUCAACGGAACAGAUUACCCCGACGGCAGCAACUCCAGCGAAUUGAUGGCGCAGCCGACCGCCUAUCUCCCGGAGAACUUCACCUACGCGCAGAACCUGCCCUGCCCAGAAAAACUGCCUUCUAUGAAGGGCCACAUCGACGUGAACAUGACUGAAGUCCCCAUGGAGGAGAUCCUCCGGAGGUUUCCCAGGAGCUCGGGCGUCCGAACCGCCGGCCACUGGAAGCCGCGAGACUGCAAGCCGCGCUGGAAGGUGGCCAUUCUGAUCCCCUUCAGGAACCGGCACGAGCACCUCCCCAUUCUGUUCCAGUACCUCAUCCCGCUGCUGCAGAACCAGCGCCUGCAGUUCGCCUUCUACGUCAUCGAACAAACUGGAAGCCAGCCGUUCAACCGAGCCAUGCUCUUCAACGUGGGCUUCAAGGAGGCCAUGAAGGACCUGGACUGGGACUGCCUCGUCUUCCACGACGUGGACCACAUCCCCGAGAACGACCGCAACUACUACGGCUGCGGUCAGAUGCCCCGCCACUUCGCCGCCAAGCUGGACAAGUACAUGUACAUCCUCCCGUACAGCGAGUUCUUCGGCGGCGUGAGCGGCCUCACCGUGGAGCAGUUUCGCAAGAUCAACGGCUUUCCCAAUGCAUUCUGGGGCUGGGGCGGGGAGGACGACGACCUCUGGAACAGAGUGCACUAUGCCGGGCUCAAUGUGAGCAGGCCAGAGGGAGACUUGGGGAAGUACAAAUCAAUUCCGCAUCAUCACCGAGGAGAAGUACAGUUCCUGGGGAGGUACAAACUGCUAAGGUACUCCAAAGAGAGGCAACACCUUGAUGGUUUGAACAACUUGAACUACACACCCAAAAUCACUUUGAGUAGCCUGUAUAAAAAUAUAACCGUCAACCUUUAUCCGGAACUGGCUCCUAUUCCAGACUACUGACUGCCGUCGUCCUCUGCCGUUUCGCAAGCACCUCCUGGGAGGGAUGCCCACACCCUCGGGGAAGAAAGGUCCUUUUUUUUUUUUUUUUUUCCCCCUCCCCGGCUCUGUCGCGGGGACACGUUGGUUGAAACGUUUCCAAAGUUACCUUGGCUCGCCGAGAGAGAAUUCCACCGCGAAGUACGUCGACCGAACGAACGAACGAACGAACGAACGAACGAUCGAUCGUGCGUGUCAUUGCAUGUUGUCUGUGUCGGCUUCAGCUACUAAAACACACAUCACAUUUCGGAGGAGCGGAGAGGAGGGGUGCGUCGCCUUAAGAGAACCCGUCGCCAAGUCCUCGUCUCACACUUUGCAUUCUUGCGAAGGCCACCCUGGUAAAAUGCUGAAGGGAGACGUCCAGUCAAAGUCUGUCGGCUGAUGAACGCUGUAAAUUGCGUUCCGUGUAAAAUACUUUGUAAAAUACUAUUGUAAAAUGAACCGUGUGUAUAAGACACUGACGUCGUGUAGUAUAUUCACUUUGAAAUGUUAAUAUACGCUAUUCAUAGAAGUGCGGUGUGAAAUGUUGAAAAGUGUGAAUUCCCCACCUGUUUGAUGGCUUAUAGCACAGGAACGUACCUUGAACUCGAUGGAAACGCCCUUUUCUUUGUGUCGUAAGAUAAUGGACUGCCCCAGGACUAAACCUGGGUUGUAAUUUUUUUCUCUCCCAAAACUAAAACAAUCUCAGUUUGAUCGUGAGAACGAUAUUUUGCUGAGAAAAUUUAAAAGAAAAAAAAAAAAAGAUUUUCCUGGCCUUAAGCCAUGCUUUUCAUCUGAAUUGCACAACUCUAUAUCAGUUCAUAGACUUUGACUGGACCUUUGCUUUUACCAUUACCGUAGAAGCCAAUAGAUAUUUGUUUAUAUCAUAUGUUUGUACACACACAAUUUUUUUUUAAGCAAGGGUUUUUUUCCUAGAAAACAUAAAAUGUGAUUUUGUACAUGUGAUGUAUAUUUGACAAUACAUUUUAUUUUUUGUAUUUAUUUUUUUAAUUUAAGUUUUUUUUUUUUUUUUUUCUUUUUUUGAGAAGUUCUCUUUCUUCACGUGUUUACAUGAGCACACUCCAUAUCUGGCUGCCAUGCAGAGAUCAUUUGCAUGAGUGGACCCUGUGUAAGUAAGGGCCUUGUAAAAUGGUUAGCAUAGUAAAACUAUUAAGCAUAUUCCAGUGUACUUUUAUUUUGGCAGCUAUGUCCCAUUUCCCCUGCACCAUUUUAGUAGAUUAUAUAAUUAACUGAGCUGAGUGGCCUUCUGCCUAGAGGACUGUAAGAAUAAGUUUAAUGCGAGCAGAGGCUUUGACGUGUUGCUAUUCUUAACUGUAGCUUGUCAGCACCUUUCAUGCAUGCCUUAAUUGAUUUCAUUUUCUUUUCUUUUUGUUGUAUAAAUUCUGAUUUUUUAAAAAAAUUUGACUCCAUUGCUGUUGUUGACGCAUAAGCGGUGUUGGUCCUUUAUUCAAGUGCACUGUGUUAAAGGUGACGUUUUGUUUAUAUGAAGGCGUGCUGCAGACGCGCGAGUGCCAUGGGGGGCACUUGUCCCUUUGCAAGCUCUGCCAGAAUGUUCCGGACAAAAUGUACCACUGGUCUCGAUUGUAAGUUUUGUUCUUUUUCUCCUGUCUGAUUCACGUUUUUAUUUAAUUUUAUAUCUCCUUAGAGGUCUAUCUGAGACUCUAAAAAUGCCGAAAAGAAAGAUGGCGAAAGUGACGCGACGUCGUCUUUUAUCGGCCCAAGGAAUGGGCCUAGGUCGUAAACCUGUUGACCACGUGCUUAAGCUUUGGACGUACAAGCAGUUAUGCUAUCGUGAAAACGUUGCGUUAGCUUGUUUUUUAUGCGCUCCCCCCCCCCCCCCCCCCCCCCCCCCCCCAAAACGUCUUUAUGGACUUUUUGUGGUUCGGCUGUACUCUGUUGCCAUUUACCCAUGUCACCCUAACUGUUUUUGUUAUUUUUGAGGUUGUCAACAGGAGGAGGAAAAUCAAAAGUUGACCUCAAACUGCCAGUAACGUAGCCAAUUGCUGUCUGCAGAAAGCCUCCACCGUAGUUUUCUGAAUUAAACCUGUUUAACUUCUGUCUCGUAAAAUCUGCCAUUCUUGGGUAGCCAGAGGGUAAAGAUGUUAUAAGCUGUUAUAGCUUGCGAACUUCGAUUGGCCAUUAAUCGAUAUUGCUGCUACUUCCAUCUGUCAGGAUUCCUAGGAGGAAAGUUAACGUGGUUUUUGUAGUUUCUCAUGAAACUCAAAUGCUGUUGUGAAUUGGUAGUUCUUAAACCUGGCCUCAAUUCAGUUUGCAUAAUUUGUAAAUAUCUGACCAUAACAUGGAAAAAACAUUCAUUCAUUAGAAUAUAAAUGCAAUAUUGUGACAAUAUUGUCAACAUUGACAACACACUAUCUCACAUUUAUUUUCAUUGUUUUUGUUGGUUGCUAUCCUGUGUAAAUACAAUAUAUCAAGUUGUAUACAUGACAAAACUACAGUGUACAUAUUCUGAUGGGGUUUGAAUAGGAAAACCUGCUGACAUGAACUGUCAUUAUAGUUGUGCAGCACUUUUUCAUUGUUUUGUUUUUUUCAUUCACGUUUUCCAUGUCUGCAUCCAUAUAUGUGUAUUCUUAAGAUGACAGGUUGAGAGGAAUCAUAUUUAAUGUUAGGUAGCAUAAGUGAUAUGGCCAAGACUUCUUGAGCGUACAUUUUCCAGGGAAUUCUGACGUGUUUAAUAGUUUAUGGAUAGGCAUUAAUGCUGACUAGCAGCAUGGCCUGCUCGGUUUACCUCAGUCUAGUCUCCAACCUCAGAAAGGACACUGAAUGGUCAAGUUAAACAGGAGUACCAUCCAGCUUUACACUAAAUGGGCUAAAACAUUUAAAAUGAAGGUAGCCUGAAGGAUUAUUGGAAAAUGGAAAUAUUGGUGUUGUUCUUGUAUCUUUUUUACACCCCUUUUAAGUAGAUUUUCCUUUUUAGAGAUGUAUUGCCUGAACUCGGACACAAUGCGACUACUAACCUGACAAUAUUGAUGUUAUUGUGAAAUAACUGGCUAAUCAAAUAGCCAGGUGGCUUAUUAGUUAGCCAGGUAUGCGUUUACUUGAACUACUGAUUUAGGAUUCAGGUUAUGGUAGCUAGCAGUUUAUUUGCAGAUAUUAAAAGAAAAAGAAAAAAACAAGGUAAAAUUGCUUCCUUUCUCAAUUCUCUUUGUUAAAAAAUAAAUAAAUAAAUAAAACAAAAUCUUGUUAGUUGGAUAUUGCUGACUGUGUUCGACAUCCUGGGGAAAUGCACUUUACCUUGUUUUUCUGUCGCAACCUAGACAGGAGAAAUGGGCUCUAGGAAUUUGUGAGGGUGCUGUUGUAAAUAUUUUUAUUUGCCAUGGGUAAGGGCAGGCCUCUAGACGAUUCUGUAAAAAUGAUAUUGGUAAAUGCAGUCAGUCUGGUCUAGUACGUUUAGCAUGUGUCCGAGGGAGGCUACAGAGACAGAAGGGCAUUUACGUUUACUGCGAAAGAGCGUUUAAAAAAAUGUGUACUUAUUUUUUGGCAGAAUAACCCAAGUGUUCAGAUGUCUGGUGUAUUUUAAUUGAUAUUUCUUCCCUAUCAAUGUGUGAUCUUUAAAGAUGGACCGUGUAAUAACUGCAUUCCUCGGUUGUAUCAUUGUGCAUUUAUACACAAAGUCUGUGAUUCAUAACAAGGCUGUUUAAUUAGUAUAUCCAUGUUGAUUUUGUCACAGACCAUGGUUUUAAAGUCUGAUUUAUUUUCUGGGGUUUGUGUGUUGCCUUCAUGCUUCAUUGCCUAUUUAAAGGGGCGGUUCACCUAAAAAUGAAAUUCAUUGUACGCUGCCACUUUUCCGGUGUACUGUCCGUCCUGUUUCUUCUUCCACGGGUGUCCAAUGCUUUUUUUCCCCCCCAUAGGGCUUUCAGAUUCUCCUGUGUAUAUUUUCGUAAAGUCUUCAUCAAAGUAUGGCAGUAUCGUGUUAGGUCGUAGCCCUAAUUCUGGGAAGUGUGUUAGUGUUUUUAAGCCAUGGGUUCUCUUGGCAGAUUUAUGCAGAAAAUAAGGUCUGUAGUUAACAUAACCCUAUGUCAUAUUUUGUUCUAUGACAUAAAUUACACCCGUUAAUAUCUCAACAGUGAAUAACACUGUUCCUCUAUGUGCUUUAAACAAGUAAGUUGCUGACAAUUUGCCAUACUGAAACUGCAUCACAUCGUUACCACUCAAGUUUCAUUCUAGCCUGCCUGCACACGACAACUGUUGUAGUUUCAGUGCAUGUGAACGUAAAACAACAUUGGAAAUCUGCCAAGAGAACCCAAGGCUUAAAAAUACGGACUCGCUUCCCUGUGUUAGGACUACAAACUGACACUGUGCCGCCAUGCUUUGGUUGAGACUUUGCACAGAUAUAUACACGGUUAUCGUUCUUUGGUCGAAGAAAUUGCGCUUGAUGAAACCGUGCACAAAUUAAGCUCUGGAUGUUUGAGUAACUAGCAAUAUAUUUGGAAAGAGACGUUGCUGUUGAGUUAUCUAGAAAAGUUGUUAGAUCUCCGCAAACUUUUUUGGUUGGUAGAUAGUACUCUGGGUAAGUGGAAACGUACCUUAAUUUCAUUUUUGGGUGAACUCCCCCUUUCUCCCCCUUUAAGGAAUCCCAAGUGGAAAUUAGUUGACAAUAAUUUUCAAAAAGUUGGGGAUAGCUACGCAGUAGGAGUAACAUGUUCGCAAGGGUUUAUCUUCAGAGUUAACGUACUGAUGUAGAUGUCUAGACAUAUUAAGGUGAAACCAAAGUGCAACUUUUCCAUCCAUACAUCACUGCUAUGGCCACCAUCAGGCUCCUAGACUCAUUUUUACAGUUCAACCACUUGGUAAAUACACUGAUGCCUGUGUGUAUUGAAUUAUAACCAUAUCAAAAAAAAAAAACAAACAAAAACAAAAAAAAUGUAGAAUUAUUUUAAAUGUGGAGUAUUAAGUCUUUCAGUAUUCAUAUAUUUAUAUACAUGUGCCUUGAGGCCCCUCCACCCCCCGCCCCAUUUUUUAUUUUGUUGUUUUACUUUUUACUGUUCUUUAGAAAUGCAAUUUAUGUUUUUGGCUGUGACUUGGCUUGUGUUGUUUUUCAGUGAAGUUUGAGUGCACAUUCUAUUGUUCUGUUUUUAUUUAUGAACUCUGACCUAGACAUUAGAGGCAUUUUGAUUGAACAUGUUUAGAUUUUCAUUAUUUUUGUAAAACUUUGCAGUUCCAGGGGAGGAGUUUGCUAUGAACAUGUCCAGUCAUUGUGGAAAAAAAGGUUUGACAGUACGGCUGCAAUGACGAUGAUUGCGGUCGGCACUAUACACCUCUUGUAAUCUAAUGACGAUGAAGUCGGUCAUAGUUUGACUCUGUAACCUUUUUUUUAAAAUUCAGCAAAAGUCAAAUCCUUUGGUUGCCAUGUUCUUGCACCACAAUGCUUUAGCUGAGAGGAGUUUCCUCUGAAAACAAAGCCUCAUUUUUAUUUUUUCUUUGGAAUGAUAUGGGUGUAGUUUCACAUAGGAUUGUAUGCAUAAAUUUUUUUAUUUUUUUUGCACAAAGUUUUGUAGCGAGUUUUCUUUGGCAGCUUUAACAGGACAAGUUUACUCCGUGGAAGUUGUUGUAUCCAUUUGCUGUUCAUAAAAUACCAUUGAAGCGCCAUGGUUGUCCAUUACACACGCAAUGCGCAUUAAAUGAUCAACAUCACUUUCCUGGCUAGUUUAUUAGUCAUGUGACUGCCCCACCCAGAUCCAAACUGAGAAUUACAACUUGAAAACAGCAGAGUCACUCCAAUACAAAUGGACUUUCAUGUAAGCUAUCCAUCUUCUGAUUUAUGUCCAUAGGAUAUUUGUAUAUUUUUUAUCAUUGUCUUGUAUGAAAAUAAAUGCACAAAUAUUAG
Anguilla anguilla (European eel) is the source of this 7753-nucleotide messenger RNA. RefSeq names its product beta-1,4-galactosyltransferase 6-like. The record is from RefSeq and is a predicted model, not a curated record. The transcript has 9 exons. Gene Ontology annotation, molecular function: UDP-galactose:glucosylceramide beta-1,4-galactosyltransferase activity. Bases 724 to 1872 code for a protein of 382 amino acids. NCBI's taxonomy places the organism in Eukaryota, Metazoa, Chordata, Actinopteri, Anguilliformes, Anguillidae. Gene Ontology annotation, biological process: carbohydrate metabolic process; glycosphingolipid biosynthetic process.